This is a messenger RNA of Dermatophagoides pteronyssinus (European house dust mite), 1287 nucleotides long. RefSeq lists its product as uncharacterized. The record is from RefSeq and is a predicted model, not a curated record. Lineage: Eukaryota; Metazoa; Arthropoda; Arachnida; Sarcoptiformes; Pyroglyphidae.
AUAAUAAUAAUUAUGAAACGAUAUAGAAAAUUUUUAUUGCUAAUAAUGAUAACGAUGAUGAUGAUUUGUUCAUUGGUUUUUUCAUUCAAAUUAACACCUCAUAGCGAAUCAUCUCAAAAAAACAAAAGACGCGAUUUACAUAGUGAAGUAAAUAUACAAUAUGAAGAUGAUAAUGGAAUGCCGGAUAAUUAUUUUCCUCCCAGAAGGAUAGUAACAAGAAGAACAACAAGAAGAUCAGCCAAAGAAGUAGAAGUACCAAUAACAAGAAAAUAUUAUUCUACAACAGGAAAAAUUGAAAGAACAGUAAAAUCAAAUAAAACUAAUGAUGAAGAUGAUAAGAAAAAACCACAAACAAUAGAUUAUCAUUUUAGUGAAAAGGAUUUAAAAAUUCAAGAAUCAAUAUUAUCAAAAGUAUGGAUGCAAAUCAUAAUAACAUCAACAUCAUUAUUAUUUUUUGUAAUGUUUAUGAUGGGUGUUGCUGUUUUAUGUCAGAAAUAUUUUCAAAAUGAACAGGAAAAAACACUGAAUCAAAUGCCGAAUUCCGAAACAGAAGAAAAUAGUGUUGAUAAUAAUGAUAUGAAAAAAAAGAAAAAAAAAUCAAAACCAAAAUCAACAUCAUCAACUUCGUCAUCGCCAUGGUCAUCAUCGCGGCCAAAAAAAAAUCGUAAAAAACGAUCAUCAAAAAAAUCAUCCAAAACUGGAGAAAAUUCAUCCGAAAAUCAACAAAAAACAUCAAUAGGUGGUUAUCCACAACAUGAUGGUCAAAAUCUUACAUUAUCAUUGAAAUCUAAAUCAAAAUCGAAAUCGAAAUCGAAAUCGAAAUCGAAAUCUAAGUCAAAGUCGAAAUCGAAAUCGAAAUCCAAAUCUAAAUCUAAAUCUAAAUCGAAAUCUAAAUCUAAAUCCAAAUCCAAAUCCACAUUCAAUACAUUCAAAUCAAAUGAUCUAUUGCAGGUGAAAUCAGAUUCAUCACCAUCAUCACCAUCAACAAAUAUGAUUUGUUUACCGAUAAUGAUACCACCGAAUUCGGCAAAUGCACCACGUAUAUUGACUACAUCAUCAUCAUCAUUAUCUUUAUUACAAUCAAAAGAAAAUAUUGAUGAAAAAGUAAUAAAAGAUCUGGUUCUACGACGAAAACAUGAUGAUAGUCUUUCAGAAAGCAGUUUUAUUCUGGAUAAUCAUAGACAAAAUGAUGCAAAAACAUUAUCAUCAUCACGUUCUUCAAGCAUUGGACCACGUACACCGCAAAACAGUUCAUGAAUACAUGCAUUUUAGAUGCGCAAAAAAAAA